This is a messenger RNA of Chlamydomonas reinhardtii, 2707 nucleotides long. RefSeq lists its product as uncharacterized. The record is from RefSeq and is a predicted model, not a curated record. Bases 166 to 1674 code for a protein of 502 amino acids. NCBI's taxonomy places the organism in Eukaryota, Viridiplantae, Chlorophyta, Chlorophyceae, Chlamydomonadales, Chlamydomonadaceae. The transcript has 7 exons.
UCAGCGACAGCGUGCUUUGUUUCACAGGCAGAGUUGAGGCCUAACAUGCUCCCUGUGAUACCGUAACCUGAGCUAGAGUUCAACCUGGAGACGAUGAGCACACAAAAAGAAGCAGCGCGCCAACGCUGGCACAGUGCCGGUGCAAAGUUAGGAGCGCUUGGUCGCAUGGUACAAGCGGUGAAGGUAGCCCGCAGCAUUGACUUGUUCGCGGUUGAGCAGAAGCCAUCGAGCAUUAUUGGCGUCGUUAUCAGUGUCAUGGUUCUUGCUGCGACGGUGACCUACUCGGCUAUACUGGCUUUUCAGCUCGUUCACCAGGCUCCAGCAACAACCAACGUUAUUGACUGGACCAUGGGCGCCCAGCCGCAAGCCUUCCCCAUGAAGGUCACCUGUGUGGCCCUCAGCGGCUGCAUGCUCAGCAACGCCUACGGCGCCGCCGCCGGCGAGCUGGCCUUAGUCACCGCCGGCACCGCCGGCGGCCUGCUGGCGGGCGAAAAGUGUGUACGGCUGGCGGUCAACGAAACCGCUGUCGUACACCUGAACUGGUCAAACGAUCCGUACGACGGGCUGGUGGUGGUGUUUGACCCGGCCAGUACGGCGCCGCCUCACCCGGCGGGGGCGGGCGUGUCGGUCAUCAGCGCGUCACGAUGCCUCUACAGCGCGGGCUGCAUGGAGGGCGUCAUGUGGAUGUCGCUGCUUGUGGGGCCAGGGCUGACGCUGGCGCAUUACGUGCGGACAGUCAACAGCACUGAGCCGGAGAGCUGGGCGGGCCGGCGGCGGGAGGAGUGGUUCUUGUCGCGCGUGGCGGAGGGCGGCGCGCUGGCGGCGGCUGGCGGCGCGGGUGCGCGGCCCUGGUGCUUCGGCAACGCGACCGAGCCCGGUGCUGUGGGCCCGGGUGCCCAGCAGGCGCGCAUAUCACUGCAGCCGUUUUGGAACCAAAUUAAUGUGGAGAAGGAGAGCUUUUGGUUGGCGCUUUGGGGCACGUGCGGAGGCGCCUUCAGCACCUUCCUGCAGGUCGGCACCGCCGUCGUGGUCGCGUGCAGCUUCUUGGCGGGGCACUUCGCAUCAUCACCAUCAACAGCAGCAGCUGGGACUGCCGCCGCUGGACACCAGCAGCAAGGAGCAGCGGAAGAGUCACCAGGCGGAGGGGAUGGAGGCUGCCAAACAGGUGUGGCGACAGCGGACCUUGGUGGCGGUGCUGGUGGAGGCAAAGCGCGCGGCGGCUUUGUAGGGGCAGUGCAUUCAGCGGCGGCUGGGGAACGUACGGCCGCGGGCAAAGGCGGCGGCGGUGGGGGCACGGAGGCUGGUGGGGCCGACGUCCUGGGUGGCAAGGACGCACUUUAUCGGCCCAGGUCAGCCCUGCUGAUGGCGAUGAGUGACGGCAGCGGUCGCUUCAGCCGCCCGCGCAGCCCCGCCCACAGUCCACGCAGCUCGGCUUCGGUGCUGCCCUCAUCCUCUAUCGCCACCAUCAGCGCCAUCGCGCCGAGUGUGACGGGUUCGGGUCGCGGCACGGAGGCGUGGGGCUGGGACGAUGCUGGAAGCAGUGGAAGCCGCAGCCCCAGCCAUUUGCGGCUGCUUGCUGGCAUGCCAUCAUCUGAAGGCGCGACGCCAGUGGGCGGAAGGGACGCCGCGCAGGUUAGCCGCUUCAACGCGGAUGCGAAAACCCCGCGCUCAUAACAUGCGGAGUGGCAAGAGGCCUGCAUCAGCAUCUGUCCUAAUUCCGGGUCAGGAGCGGGUGUGCCGACACUGACAUGCUCAACCACUGCAACAAGUGGAAGCCCGGCAGUCGGUGCCUCGGGUAGGAACUGACCCGGGCUUUGCCCCGGUACGUGAUCAGCAGCCUCAUGGCCACAAUGUACGAAUAAGGCUCGACACCUGGAGGAAUGUGUGACCCGGCGGCGGCUAACGGCUACAAACGGCUUAAGACUGUAGAGUUAUUGAGGUAAUGGUGAAAACGGUCGGGGAUACUGUAAUGAUUCGUCGCACAGUGGCCACGUGUGCGGGGUGAUUGGGAGCGGGUGUGUGGCGGCGGGCAAAGACCGAUGCUAUGGGCCCGCGGCUUAGACUGCUGGGAAACAGGCAGUAGCCGCUUCGUGGAACGAUGGAAGAACCACCGCCAGUACGGUAUUGCUGUUAGAUCUGAUGACGCCACUGAACAACAAAUGGUGAGCACUGCAGCUGGAAUUGAUGCUGCUGGUGGUGCCGGGUUAUGGUUGGGCUGGUGAUCGUGGCUGGUGAUGGUGCCUUCAUUUUAUGUCAUCUGCCGUACUUGAUAUUAUAAGAUUCUCUUGUGUACAUCGAGGUGUGUACCGUAAUGUGGAACGUGGGGCGGAGGCGCGCUAGGAUGCUGCUGCUCGCCUGGAUGGCGCAACUGUAGCCGCCUUCUGAACAGUAGCCCAGGAAAAACCCCUUCCACGCGCAUGCACGAUCCAUGUGUCUUCAAUACCUGCGUGUAAUGCGCUGUUGCUUUCCGCUAUUUGCACACAAACGCCGCGCUGCCACCCCCUACUUCGGGGGAACAGCUGUGUCCCUGAGCUUCGUGCGGGUUCGUUCCCGGUUAGAGCUUCCUCUCUAUCGCCAGCUGUGCCAUGUAUCGCUCCGGCCGGGGGUGGAGCACUGAACAUUCUCGUCGAGCUCCUUCCAUUGAUUCAGUUCAGCGGAUUCAUCCCACCCGGUGGGACCUGACACAGAAGAACAGAGAAGACAGUGC